GACUACGCUGAAAGACACAAACAUUAAAUAAUACUUUUGAAUAAUAGUACGUCGAGUCAAUUUUUUUUUGUUUAAAACAAUUUGUGAUUACCUAGUAAGCAAUGGAUUUAUUCAACGAUUUGUUCGGCAAAAAACCAACUUUAAAAGAACAGCAGCGUGAUAAUGAUAGAGCCCUUCGUAGGGCUGGAAGGGACAUUGAACGAGAACGUCACAAACUCGAAAAUGAAGAAAAGAAAUUGGAAUUAGAGAUCAAAAAGGCAGCCAAGGAAGGCAACAAAGAUGCGUGUACAUUGCUAGCUAAGCAACUGGUUCAGCUGAGAAAGCAAAAGAAUCGAACUUAUGCGGCCAAUAGCAAGAUCAGUAGCGUUGGCAUGCAAAACAAAACUAUGGGUGCGAAUAUAGCAUUGGCUGGCGCAAUGAAAACCACAACGAAAACAAUGGCUGAUAUGAACAAAAUAAUGAGACCCGAAGCCAUUGCUGGCGACAUGAAAGCAUUCCAAAUGGCUAAUAUGAAAAUGGAAAUGACCGACGAAAUGAUCAAUGACACAUUGGACGAUAUGCUGACGGAAUCCGGUGAUGAAUCCGAAUCCGAUCAAAUUGUCAGCCAGGUUCUCGAUGAAAUCGGAAUUGAAAUAUCUGGAAAGAUGUCCAAUGCACCAACAUUGACCGAUACGAUUGGAAAUGCGAGUAAGGAAAAAGACAUUGAGGCACAGUUGGCUCGGUUGAGAACCACAUAAAGGAUGAUUGUGAGACAAUUUUACAUCUACAAAAUAAAAUGUUAAUCAGAAUUGUGAAUGUUAAACAGCAGCAUCAUUUGGUUUCGUAAAUUUGCUAAGUUAAUUUUAUAUCGUGGCUCAGAGCAUUAAAAUCUAUGAAUUAAUAAACAACUGCACCCAGAUCUUCAAAUUUAUUAAUUAAUUAGCGUUUAUUGCCUG
This is a messenger RNA of Bradysia coprophila, 935 nucleotides long. RefSeq names its product Charged multivesicular body protein 2b (gene CHMP2B). The record is from RefSeq and is a predicted model, not a curated record. Gene Ontology annotation, biological process: vacuolar transport. NCBI's taxonomy places the organism in Eukaryota, Metazoa, Arthropoda, Insecta, Diptera, Sciaridae.